AUGUGGCUUCGACAAGAGUACAAACCUGAAAAACAACGGUUCGAAAAUCCAUUUGAACUUGAAGUUGACAGGGGUUCUGACGCUGAUCGAUUAGGAGAAGGGGACAACGAACUCUACAAUGGCGUGUCUCUCAUAAAACUUCGACAGAGUUACACAGCUCUUGGAACAACUGUUUGGGAUGGAAGUAUUGCACUCGCUAAGAUGUUCGAUAAUCGAGAUAUAUUUCCUUUACACUAUUUGCAGGAAUGUCGAGUUUUAGAACUUGGAGCUGGCUGCGGUUUAGUGGGAAUUUAUUUGUGUUUGUUAGGUGCGAAAAUGACCGUUCUAACUGAUCAGAAAUGUUGUGUAAAAACUCUUGAAGACAACGUGGCAGCAAAUGUGACUGGAGUUGGUCGGAGUAGAAUCAAGGUUGUGGAAUAUUGUUGGGGGAAGAGCACAGAAGAUUUGACAAAAGAUGGUCUGUUUCAUCUCAUUCUCGCUGCAGAAUGCCAAUCAUUCAGCGGACGACUCUGUGCUACUCGCUCGGUGCAUCACAAAAUUAGCAAAACCUGA
This is a messenger RNA of Pocillopora meandrina, 552 nucleotides long. The record is from the annotation of a GenBank genome assembly. Lineage: Eukaryota; Metazoa; Cnidaria; Anthozoa; Scleractinia; Pocilloporidae.